Molecule: messenger RNA, 2906 nt
Organism: Frankliniella occidentalis (western flower thrips)
Lineage: Eukaryota; Metazoa; Arthropoda; Insecta; Thysanoptera; Thripidae
Product: trithorax group protein osa-like
Exons: 8
Coding region: 370-1968 (532 amino acids)
Source: RefSeq, a predicted model, not a curated record
CGAGCCGCGCACCGCGCUCCGCACUCGCACCGCUACCUCCAGCCGACCCGGGCCUCCAGUGAGACGGGCCGUACCGCAUCGCACCGCGUGCACCGCGAUCACCGGCUCGCGAGCCCACGGCGGACCGACGCACGUCAUCCGGGACUUCCCCCCCUCCCCUCUCCCCCGCGCGCGUGUGUGCGUGUGUGUGUGUCUUUAGUCAGAGAUGCGGAAGGCGGGAUAUGGAUCGCGAGGAUGCUGUGUCGUUGCUCCUCUUCCUCUAUAGCGUGAGCCGAGUGCGCCUGUCGUGUGUGCGUGUGUGACUGGGGAAGACAUCGCCGCUACAGCAGAAUCAGGAUAAAACGUCGUGAUCACAGUAAACAAACGACCAUGGCGCCAUCCAGCGCGCCGCCCGUGGUGUCCGUCCUCACGUCCCUGCUCGUCGUCCUCGCCAGCGCUCCCGUGGCGCCGGCCCAGGCCGCGGACAACACCAUGAUCGCCGGGUGCGUGAGGUCCGAGUACCAGCGCUGCGUGCACAUGGCCGACCCCCUGCUCAAGGACGCGAGGUACAUCUUCCCGGACAACAUGGCCGACAUCGACUUCGUCUGCGGGACGUGGAGCCAGUUUGUGACGUGCGUCAAGAGGUACAUCGACCGCUGCUUCACCGAGUCGAGGCGCCAGGAGUUCAACAAGGCGGUGGAGAACCCCGUGGACUCGGUGUACCAGAUGUGCACCGUGCCGCAGUACCAGAACGAGUACCUCCAGCAUGCCACGUGCAUCAAGAGCACCCUCACCGAGGACAGCCACUGCGGGCGCCACUACCGCCACCUCGUCGAACAGGUGUCCGGAGAGGUGGAGCGGGUCAGCUUGUGCUGCUCUCAUCACCGCUUUCGCGAGUGCGUCCUGGACCAGACAGCACGCCAGUGCGACGGCCCGCGGCCGGGCGUGCCCAUCUCGGGCUCGGCCUCCCGCUUUGCUCGGCAGAUCCUCGACAAGGCCCUCAGCUUCCUGCGGGACCAGUGCAAUAACUUCGUCCCGAACUCGCCCGAGUGCCCCGGUCUGGGGAUAUCCGGCGGCGACCCCUACAUGUCCGGGAGGGACCCCAACAGCCCGGACAACAACGCCGUCAACCCCCGGCCCGCGCCCGUGCCGCUGUCGCCCUGGGAGCCCCGGCCCAAGCCCGCUGCCGGCAGCGCCCGCAGGGGCAAGACCCCGGCGCCCGGCGACUCGAGCGGCGCGGCGGCCUCGGGCGGCGGCCAGGGCGCCGUCGGCGCGGGGGCGUCGUCCGGGAGGGAGGGCGCCUCGGGUGAGUCCGCGGCGACGGCGCGCGGCAGCGAGAUGGGCGACGGCGCCGUGCUCGUCUCACGCGCGUCUCCGUCCGCAGGGACAGGGUCCGGGACAGGGUCCGCGACAGGGUCCACGGCCGACAAGGUGCAGAAGCAGGACUGGGCCGCGGCGCACAAGCAGCCCGCGCAGCAGGCGCAGCCGGCGGGGGCCGGGGGCAGCCCGUGGCUGCCCGGCCGCGUGGAGGCGGUGCCCGGCAGGCCGACGGCCGCCCCCGGCCAGGGCCCCGGCUCCGGACAGCAGGCGGGGGCGGCGCAGGAGGCCGGGGCCACGCUCGCGGCCGGCCGGCCGUCGAGCUACGGCCGCGGCAUGUCCUGGCCCACCUCCACUGCCAUGACGCCCGCGGCCAGGACGCCCGCGCCCGCCCCCGCCGACUGGAUGCCCAACAGCUACAGGGUAACCAACAGCGGCAUCUCCAGGGUGUCGACGGCCGCCCCCGGCUCUGACCCCUGGUUCCCGAGCACCCUGGCGGGCAGCGACUCGGCCGUCAACAGCAACGCGGUGGACGAGCCCAACCAGCAGGGGCUGAACGCGGCCGGCAGUCUGCCCGGAGCCGGCCCCAGGGCGGGCCCCGCCAUCCUCCCCACCCUCCUCGCCGCCAUCUCAGCACUCGUUUUGGGGCGGCUAGGUCUCGGAGACACUUGAGGCACGUUGAGACUUCGUCCUUUGCUGGCUCUCACUGAGGAAGAAUGCGUGUGGAAGAAUGCGAUCGGCAUUGUCAUAAACUCUGCUUCUCCCUGGAUGCCCAUACAUAAUGUCAGUCGAUCUUUAAUGUAGGGGUGAAAUUAUGUUUUGCUUUGGAGUGUGAUCUCUGUCCUUGUUUCGGUGUGACGUGACCUCGUCGGGAGGGGUCGUCGGGUGCGAUAAGGUGCCGCCACAAUGAACGUUUUCCGAGGCCACGCUAAAUAUGGCGCCUGCUGCGCGCUGGGUAGGCCGGCCCGCCGAGCAGCUGCGUGGAGCCGGCGGCCCGCCCACCCAGGGGCGUAGCGUCCGGCGAGAGAACGUAGGUCGCCCAACUUUCACCCCGCGUCAUCCCGAAAAACGUUCCUUGCGGGAGCACCUAUGAUUCGUUAGCUCAACUGACCUUUACAGUUGACUAAUCGAUUGCCUAGUCGAACGGUUUCCUUACAUAUUGUACAUAGCGUUUCUGUUUUGCUGAGGCUGCGCUUUGGCUGAUAAAAAUAAUGAAUAGUAUUUUAUUUUGUUGGAGUGUAAAAAAUAAAUGCUCGUUUCUUAGUAGUUUAGGUAUAGUAAAGUACCACAGCUCCCGUUCAAAACGUCUACACUAACUUACUCCCUCAUUGUUGUUAUAUGAAAAGUAUCAAUCUUUGGAAAAUUAACUAAUUCUAUCUUCCGGGCGUUUUGAGUUGGAGUUGGAUUUAAAGUUACCCACCAAACUAUUGUGCCUUGUCACUUUAAUAAAAGCUAGCAAUUGUUAAUUUUUGUAAAAGAAGUAUUUUAUUAAAAAAUAAUAAUUUUUAAAAAUGUCCAGAACUUGCUGGUGAUAUUUAUCUAGGCUUUGAUCAGCUUUGUAUCUUUACUGAAAUUGUCUGAUGUUUAAAUAAAUUACAUUGUAAUAACCA